UCUGCACUCUGAGCACGUCUCCUCAAACCCUUUCCCUCAUCAGAAACCUCCCCACGCACACUUUCUCUCUCACCCAUCGUCAACAAUGGCUAUCUCCAUUACCGAAGACUACCCGCGGGUUUCGCAAAACCACCUCAGGUACACCAUCGACGUCCACGGCACCCCCUUCACCACCAACGUCACCUCCGACCCCGAAGUCGUCCGCAAAUGGCUCCGGAAAACUCUCUACCGCUACGCCCGCUUCCGUCACCGCCUUGUCGUCGGAAUCGGCGUCCAGUGGCGCCCAGCCUUCUACCGCGGCGAAAAACCGCCAGCCGCCACUCUCCAGCUCUGCGUCGGCCGCCGCUGCCUCAUCUUCCAGCUCCGCCACUCCCCCACCGUCCCGAACCUCCUCCGCCACUUCUUAAAGGACCCCAACCACACCUUCGUCGGCAUGUGGAACCACUCCGACGCGGAAAAGCUCUUGGAAUCCUCGGAGCACGAGUUGGAGAUGGCUCGUAAACCGGUGAAUCUGAGACGUCACGCGGUGUCGAGGCACGACGGGCGGAGUCUCGAUGCCAGGGCGUCUAGGGAGACUAUAGUGAGGGAGUGUCUUGGAUUUGAUGUCGAUUUCAACACGAGGAUUGGGAGAGUGAUUGGGAGAAGUAUGAACUUGAUGAUGAGCAGAUCUUGUAUGCUGCUGUUGAUGCUUACUGCUCCUUCUUGAUCGGCAAGGAUUUGAGGGCUUGGGAAUUUGUGAAUAUCUGUGCAGCAAUAUGGACUCAAGAACAAGAUUUGUGGGCUCAAGAACAAGAUUUCCAGGCUCAAGAAGAAGAAUUGUGGGCUUUGUGGGCUCAAGAGGCUCAAGGACAAGAUUUGUGGGCUGAAGAAGAUUUGUGGGCUUUGUGGGCUCAUGAGGCUCAAGAACAAGAUUUGUGAAGCUUCUGAUGUACUCCAGUACAAUCUACCACUGUUAGGUAAAAGUUGGUAAUGUCCUUUGAUGAAUUAUGAAUCUGAAAUGCAUUUGGGG
Molecule: messenger RNA, 1009 nt
Organism: Rhododendron vialii
Lineage: Eukaryota; Viridiplantae; Streptophyta; Magnoliopsida; Ericales; Ericaceae
Exons: 1
Coding region: 86-706 (206 amino acids)
Cellular component (GO): cytoplasm; nucleus
Molecular function (GO): 3'-5' exonuclease activity; nucleic acid binding
Source: RefSeq, a predicted model, not a curated record